Molecule: messenger RNA, 3917 nt
Organism: Pezoporus occidentalis (night parrot)
Lineage: Eukaryota; Metazoa; Chordata; Aves; Psittaciformes; Psittacidae
Gene: OPA1
Product: OPA1 mitochondrial dynamin like GTPase
Exons: 30
Coding region: 161-3217 (1018 amino acids)
Biological process (GO): mitochondrial fusion
Cellular component (GO): cytoplasm; mitochondrial membrane; microtubule
Molecular function (GO): microtubule binding; GTP binding; GTPase activity
Source: RefSeq, a predicted model, not a curated record
GGACCCCGGUGCCCGGAAGCGGCGGCAGUUCUGUCAGCCUGCAGCCGCGGCGGCUUCACCUGCCCUUGCCCGCGGCAGCCCGGGGCCUCAGGCGCGGCGGCUGAGUCCCGGUAGGCGGCCGGGGGGCGGUCGGCUCCUCCUGGCCCCUCCGGCCGUUAGAAUGUGGCGGACGCGGGCGGCAGCGGCUUGUGUCAUCUGCCGGAGUCUUGCAAAUAGCAGCUAUGGAAUAAAAAGAAAAUCAGCACUUCAAAACUUGCAUCUUGUUUCCCGAAGUAUACACCAUCCCUACUAUCCAAGUUCAAAAUUUCAAAGACCUCCAUUAAGGAUAUCCAUUAAGCUGUUCUCUUCUCUUAAUUGUCUUCCCCUACGCAAAACAAAACUUUUAAAUGUAAAACAUGGCUACCAGUUCCACAGGAACUUUUGGCUAGCUAGACUAGCGUCAAGGCUUCUCAAAGUUCGCUAUCUUAUAUUAGGAUCUGCUGUAGGUGGUGGUUAUACAGCUAAGAAGACAUAUGAUCAGUGGAAGGACAUGAUGCCAGAUCUCAAUGAAUAUAAGUGGAUUGUUCCUGACUUCGUUUGGGAGCUUGAUGAACAUAUUGACUUUGAAAAACUUAUCAAAGCCCUUCCUGAUGCAGAUGACCUUGCCAAACUUCUGCCUGACUUUGACAAGAUUGGAGAGACCUUCACUUCACUGAAAGGAUUUUUUUCUCCUGGUUACAAUUUGGUUAGUGAAGUCAUAGGAGCUUCUGAUCUACUUCUGUUGUUAGGUUCUCCAGGGGAAACAGCAUUCAGAGCUACUGACCAGGGAUACGACAAUGACAAACAGUUCAAGAAGGGCCUGCUUGGUGAACUCAUACUGUUACAACAACAAAUCCAGCAGCACGAAGAGGAAGCGCGCAGAGCCGGUGGCCAAUAUAACAUGGGCUCUUCCCAGCAGAAGCGAAAGAUUUCUGACAAAGAGAAGAUUGAUCAACUUCAAGAAGAACUUUUACGUACUCAGCUCAAAUAUCAAAGAAUGCUCGAGCGAUUAGAGAAGGAGAACAAAGAACUAAGAAAAUUGGUACUGCAAAGAGAUGACAAGGGAAUUCAUCAGAGGAAGUUAAAGAAAUCCUUGAUUGAUAUGUAUUCUGAGGUACUCGACAUCCUGUCUGAUUACGAUGCCAGUUACAACACUCAAGAUCACCUGCCUCGAGUGGUGGUGGUUGGAGAUCAAAGUGCAGGAAAAACCAGUGUGUUAGAAAUGAUCGCCCAAGCCCGCAUAUUUCCUCGAGGGUCUGGGGAGAUGAUGACACGUUCCCCUGUUAAGGUAACCCUUAGUGAAGGUCCCCACCAUGUGGCUUUAUUCAAAGACAGCUCUCGGGAAUUUGAUCUGACCAAGGAAGAGGAUCUUGCAGCUUUGAGAAAUGAAAUAGAAAUCAGAAUGAGAAACAGUGUGAAGGAAGGAUGCACUGUUAGCACUGAGACCAUCUCCUUAAGUGUGAAAGGUCCUGGUUUGCAGAGAAUGGUAUUGGUUGAUUUACCUGGAGUCAUUAGUACUGUGACAUCAGGUAUGGCUCCAGAUACUAAGGAAACUAUCUUUAGCAUCAGCAAGGCUUACAUGCAGAAUCCUAAUGCCAUCAUCCUUUGUAUUCAAGAUGGAUCAGUGGAUGCAGAACGCAGUAUUGUCACAGACUUAGUCAGCCAAAUGGAUCCUCAAGGAAAAAGGACAAUUUUUGUGUUGACCAAAGUUGAUCUUGCUGAGAAAAAUGUGGCUAGUCCCAGCAGGAUCCAGCAAAUAAUUGAAGGCAAACUCUUCCCAAUGAAAGCUUUGGGUUAUUUUGCAGUUGUUACUGGAAAAGGAAACAGCAGUGAAAGCAUUGAAUCUAUUAAAGAGUAUGAAGAGGAAUUUUUUCAAAAUUCAAAGCUGUUGAAGACAUGUAUGCUUAAAGCACACCAGGUAACAACAAAGAACUUAAGUCUUGCUGUGUCAGACUGCUUUUGGAAAAUGGUGAGAGAGUCUGUGGAGCAGCAAGCAGAUGCUUUUAAAGCCACACGUUUCAAUCUAGAGACUGAAUGGAAGAACAAUUAUCCCCGGUUGCGAGAGCUUGACAGGAAUGAACUGUUUGAAAAAGCAAAGAAUGAGAUUCUUGAUGAAGUCAUAAGCUUGACUCAGGUCACACCAAAGCACUGGGAGGAGAUUCUUCAGAAAACUUUAUGGGAAAGGGUAUCUACUCAUGUGAUUGAGAAUAUAUACCUUCCAGCAGCACAGACUAUGAACUCGGGGACAUUUAACACCACUGUGGACAUCAAACUGAAGCAGUGGACUGACAAGCAGCUACCUAAUAAAGCGGUAGAGGUGGCAUGGGAGACUUUGCAAGAAGAAUUUUCCCGUUUCAUGACUGAGCCAAAAGGAAAAGAGCAUGAUGAUAUCUUUGAUAAACUGAAACAAGCUGUCAAAGAAGAAAGUAUUAAGCGACAUAAAUGGAAUGAGAGAGCGGAGGAUAGCCUGCGAGUGAUCCAGCAUAAUGCCUUAGAAGAUCGGUCAAUAUCUGAUAAACAGCAGUGGGAUGCAGCUAUUCAUUUUAUGGAAGAGACACUCCAAAGUCGUCUCAAAGACACUGAAUCUGUUAUUGAAGAUAUGGUGGGUCCAGACUGGAAAAAAAGAUGGUUAUACUGGAUAGGCCGCACCAAAGAACAGAAUAUUCGUAAUGAAACAAAAAAUGAACUUGAGAAAUUAAUCAAAUGUAGUGAAGAACAUGCAGCUUAUCUGGCAAAUGAUGAAGUGACAACUGUCAGAAAGAAUCUUGAAGCAAGAGGAGUAACAGUGGAUCCGUGUCUGAUUAAAGACACAUGGCACCAAAUUUAUAGAAGAUAUUUUCUGAAGACUGCUUUGAACCACUGCAAUCUAUGUCGAAGAGGCUUUUAUUAUUACCAGAGGCAUUUUGUGGACUCGGAGCUUGAAUGUAAUGAUAUUGUCCUCUUCUGGCGAAUACAGCGAAUGCUGGCAAUUACAGCAAAUACGCUGAGGCAGCAGCUUACUAACACUGAAGUAAGGCGCUUAGAGAAGAAUGUAAAAGAAGUGCUUGAAGAUUUUGCUGAGGAUAAUGAAAAAAAGGUGAAGCUCCUAACUGGCAAGAGGGUCCAGCUUGCAGAGGAUCUCACUCCCAGUGAAAGGAUUCGCGGAACUACUGAAUUGUUUCCAGAAUUCCACUCUGCUGGACUUUCUUGUUCUAUAUAAAGGGCAAACUUCCUUAAUAGCGUGGAUUUAAUAGUUGCCAUACAACUUUGCAACACAAGAUGGCAAUGAACGGCCUUUAUAGGAAGAGGAGGGAGGAUGAGUAUGCAGCAGAGCUGGUGCCAAGCCUCCUGUCUCUGGUUAUUUUCUGUUGCAUUUUGAAGCACGACCACGGCUUAGGCAGUUGGCAUUGGUUUCUUGGAUGUUAGGUUUUUUUGUCUGAGAGGAAGAUGCACUUGCCUAGCCUUGUCACUCUUGUUUUCCACUUUUGGGGGUGUCUGUAUGGCACACAGUUCAUGAAGAUAGCAAGGUAUGGUCAUUUUUUUUGUUACACAUUUCUCAGUAGCAAGUACAGGAAAAGUAGUAGUUUACUAAGCUUUAUUACCAAAAAACUGUUACGAACUGAAUGCUUUAAUCAUUUCUUCCAGUGUCUUAUCCUAAACCUAGGCUACAUAUAUUCUAGGCUACAUAUAUUCAUAUUGCAAUAGCAUUUAAAACAUGGUAGGUGGUGCACGUGUACAUUGAAUAGCUAAGAGGAAUCAGCAGUCAACAGUUUUGCCAUUGACUUCACUAGAGAUGAAAUUUCACAGACCCCAAAGAAAUACACAUGCUAUAUCUUCAGUUAUUUCUUCUCAUUUCUUCCUUUUAAACAGCUAAACUAUGAAUUUUGCAAAGUUAUCUUUUAUGUGCACAUGAUAAACCC